CUCUUUCCCUUCCAUCUCGAUUUCUUUUCGUUGGGUACAAAGCUACAAGUCUACAAACAAACGACUCAAAUUCGCUGUUAGAAUUCAAAUUUACUGGAGAAUAGUGAGAAAUUUCUGGCAUGCUUUGAUUCGAGUGUUUUGCUAUAAAUCACAGAGAAAUUUGAUAUAAUUUUGAGGGUUUUGGAUUUUGGACGCAAUGGUGGAAUCAACUUCAGGCUCCAAUGUGGUGGAGGAAACUUCUCCGGACUUGUUGAAGAACACGCCGUCGAAUAUAAGGAGGUUGGCAGAUGAGAUUGAGCAGUGUGAGGGUAGGCAGAAGUACCUUGCUCAUACAGUAAGUCCAUCUGAUGGAGGUGAUGUCCGGUGGUACUUCUGCAAGGUUCCUCUGGCAUUGAAUGAACCUGCUGCUGCAGUUCCUCACACAGAAAUAGUGGGGCAUGGUGAUUAUUUCAGAUUUGGCAUGAGGGAUUCUCUAGCUAUUGAAGCUUUAUUCUUGCAGAGAGAAGAAGAGUUGCUUUCUUUAUGGUGGAAAGAGUAUGCAGAGUGUAGUGAAGGGCCAAGUGAAUUGCCUAGUAAAUUAAAUUCAACGUCAAUAGAAUCUUCUCCAGUGAACACUGAGUCGUCUGAACAGGAUGCAGUAGAAGAAGAGAGAGUUGGUGUCCCUGUAAAGGGAGGUUUGUAUGAGGUAGAUUUGGCAAAGAGGCACUGUUUUCCUGUUUAUUGGAAUGGAGAAAAUCGGCGUGUCUUGAGAGGUCACUGGUUUGCUUGUAAAGGAGGCCUUGAUUGGCUUCCACUCCGGGAAGAUGUUGCUGAACAAUUGGAGUAUGCGUAUCGUUGUAAGGUUUGGCACCGCCGAAGCUUUCAACCGUCUGGACUCUAUGCAGCUCGAGUUGAUCUUCAAGGCUCCACUCUAGGACUACAUGCUCUCUUCACAGGAGAAGAUGACACGUGGGAAGCCUGGCUGAGUGUUGAUACCUCUGGUUUCUCUGGUGUUCUUCGAUUUGGAGGGAAUGGUGUUAAGUUAAGACGUGGAUAUGCCUCGUCACAAUCGCCAAAACCAACACAAGAUGAGUUACGUCAAAAGAAGGAGGAGGAAAUGGAUGAUUAUUGUUCACAGGUUCCAGUUCGGCACCUAGUAUUCAUGGUCCAUGGGAUUGGUCAAAGGUUGGAGAAAUCUAAUCUUGUGGAUGAUGUUGGAGAUUUUCGUCAUGUCACAGCAAGUCUUGCUGAACGGCACUUAAGUCCAUACCAACUUGGCACACAAAGAGUACUCUUCAUUCCAUGCCAGUGGAGAAAAGGCUUAAAGCUUGGUGGUGAGGCUGCAGUGGAAAAAAUCACCUUAGAUGGUGUCCGUGGGUUCCGAACAAUGUUGAGUGCAACAGUACAUGAUGUGUUAUACUACAUGAGCCCCAUAUACUGCCAGGCUAUCAUUGACUCGGUUUCCAAUCAAUUAAACAGAUUAUAUUUAAAGUUCAUCAAAAGAAAUCCUGGCUACAAUGGAAAGGUUUCUAUAUAUGGCCAUUCACUUGGGAGUGUUCUAUCUUAUGAUAUUCUAUGCCACCAAGAGAUAUUGUCCUCUCCAUUUCCAAUGGAGUGGAUGUACAGGGGAGAAAAUGAGAAGAAAGUGUCUUUCCCUGACAAGAGUGAAGUAUCUUUGGACCAGAAUGUUACCACUAUUGUGGAUGAUGAAAGCCUUGAUAGUGACAGAAGCAAGAACAUUGUGAAUAUGCUAGGCAAUGACAUCAUGGAGGUAGAUCAAAGCUGCUCAGGCCUCGUGGAAGAAUGUACUGAAUUCUUAUGUCAUUCAGUCAGUCCCCCUGCAUUGUCAGACUCAGAUGAAGCUGCUAUAAACAGUGUUGAUAUCAAGCAACAUGAUGAUAGGAAUGAUUUGGGCCCUAGUGAACAGGAUAUGACAUAUGAUAGUGAAAUAGCUGAAUGCAGAGAUACUGGGUCUGACCAUACAAAAAUUGAAGGAGAACUGGAAAGUGAUAAAGACAAAAUGAUUAGAUCAUUGAGAGAAGAGAUUGAUUUGCUAACAGCCAAAAUCAGAGAAUUAGAUUGUUGGCGCGGACCCGAAGGGAAAAAGGGGCAAGAAACAAAUACAAUAAACCAAUCUGAAAAGGAUUUUUCCAAGGAAAGUGAUUCACAUAAGAAUUAUACCCCUUGCAUAAAAUACACAAAGUUGGCAUUCAAGGUUGAUACAUUUUUUGCUGUUGGUUCUCCUCUUGGAGUUUUUCUUUCCCUUCGCAAUGUUCGCAUUGGAAUUGGCAAAGGGCAAGAGUAUUGGGAAGAGGAAAAGAUUAAUGAAGAGAUGCCAGCUUGUAGACAAAUGUUCAACAUAUUUCACCCGUUUGAUCCAGUGGCAUAUAGAAUAGAACCACUUGUCUGUAAAGAAUAUGUUAGCAAACGACCAAUCAUUAUUCCUUACCACCGAGGUGGAAAGAGACUGCACAUUGGUUUUCAGGAAUUCACUGAAGGAGUAGCUUCACGUUCACAUGCUUUUGUGAACCAUAUACACUCUGCAAGGGUUAAGGUGCUUACAUUCUGCGAAUCAAGAAACAAUAACAAUGAGGAAGAAGGAACUCAUGAAGCUCAAGUGAGAGAUGAUAGGUCAUAUGGUUCAAUAAUGAUGGAGAAAUUAACUGGAAGUGAAGAUGGUCGAAUUGAUCAUGUUUUGCAAGAUAAAACAUUUCGCCAUCCAUAUAUUUCUGCCAUUGGAGCACAUACAAACUACUGGAGAGAUCCUGAUACUGCACUUUUCAUCUUGAAACACUUGUACCGGGACAUUCCAGAAGAUACCCAUUCACCAGGUGGAUCUCGAGAUGGAAACUCAAAACACGAGAGCGAUGAAGGUUACUGGUAUGGUCCAAAUGAAGAGGACGAUGAAGAAACUCCCUUAACUUUUGCUGACAGUGUCUUCUUGAAGAAAUUUUCUCGUAGAGCAAGGAGAAUUUUGAAACACUAAGUGCAUUGAUCUGAUCCUGGUAAUUACCUUCUCGGAUUUUAAACAGUUGUUUGCAAAUUAGCCCCCAAGUUCUCUCUCUCCCGAGAAAAUAAGGUUCAAAGAUGUCGGCCAUGCAAAUCUUAAGACUUUCCCCGACAAAAAUUAUGAAGCACGAAUAGUGUGUUAGAUUAUGAAUGGGAUUCCAGAUCUGACUAUGUUGUGUUGGGUAUGUUAUGUGGCUCUUCUCUCUCCCUCUCUCUAUAUGUGUUUUGUGUGUAUAUAGCAUAGCUAAAUGUCUCCUAUUGAGUUAGGAGUUGAUACUCGGGAGCUUGUAUAUAGUGUGCCAAGAAUCUGUAUAUAUUGCAAGUAGUGCACAGAGAAUAGGUUUUAGCAAUUAGAAAGAUUCAAGGAGUUAUUGCCUUAUUUUUUUUAUUUUUUUAUUUUUUGUUUAGGACUCUCCCUUUUGUGUUGCCUGUAAUAAUAUACAUUAUUUUUCAGUAAAACUCUUAGUUGAGCUUUAAUAAAUAUUUGUAUUUAGUUCUCAA
Molecule: messenger RNA, 3489 nt
Organism: Ipomoea triloba (trilobed morning glory)
Lineage: Eukaryota; Viridiplantae; Streptophyta; Magnoliopsida; Solanales; Convolvulaceae
Product: phospholipase SGR2-like
Exons: 22
Coding region: 197-2965 (922 amino acids)
Cellular component (GO): cytoplasm
Molecular function (GO): metal ion binding; glycerophospholipase activity
Source: RefSeq, a predicted model, not a curated record